This is a messenger RNA of Plasmodium malariae, 2670 nucleotides long. RefSeq names its product high molecular weight rhoptry protein 3, putative (gene RhopH3). The record is from RefSeq and is a predicted model, not a curated record. The transcript is spliced from 7 exons. The coding region runs from base 1 to 2670 and encodes 889 amino acids. NCBI's taxonomy places the organism in Eukaryota, Apicomplexa, Aconoidasida, Haemosporida, Plasmodiidae.
AUGCGAAAAUAUUUUUUUGUAACAUUUUUUGUAACGUGUUUCAUAACACUAGCACCUAUUCAUGGGAAAGAUUAUUUUAGUGGCUAUUUGAACAAAGAAUUAAACGAACUUUUAAAAUGCAAUUUUAUAGCAUAUUAUUAUUUAAAAUCAAGUGAGCCUGAUCCUGAUUCCUUUUUAGAUUUCGUUGGUGAGCCUGAACAAUUCUACUGGUUCAUAGAAUAUUUCCUAUCAGUUCCUUUUAAAGUACCAUGGCACCUGAAGCAUGCAAAUGUAUACAAUUUUUUACCUUGUUUAAAACGAUCAUGGGUAUCAGAAUUUUUAAGAAAAUAUGAAGAGCCGGCUAUAGAGGAAUUGAUGGAAUCUCUUGAUAAUGAACAAAGAUCAUUUUUUUCCCAUACUUUUAAGGACAAAAAACCAACUGGAAAAUUUACAGCUGUAGCAGUUAAAGAGUUCCAUAAGUAUUGUAUCUUACCUCCUAUAAUAGAAACAAAUAUACGGAUAAAGGGAGAUGGGGGCUAUUUAACCUUUCAAUUAAAUAAAGAUGAGUAUAAAAUAUAUUUGAGUUCAGUUGGAACACAUAUAGCAGCAUUGAAGAAUUUAUUUUUAAAUAUGAAAGACGAGAAAAGAAAGAAUACUUUAAAAAUUAUAAUAGAAAAUGAAAAAGAAAAGCAUGUACAAGUUGCAUGCCCUACCUUUUAUAUGAAUCUACAGUAUAGUAAAGAUUGUAAUAAUCAACCAAAUUUUUUCGCAUGCGUUGACAAUUAUAUAAGAAAAGCUUGUUUAUAUAGAGAUAUUAAAAAAAAUUCUGAAAACAUAUGUGACCAUUUAUUAUUUCUUUUUGGUUCUUUAAGAAAGACAUAUAUGGAAAAUUUCAAGAAAUUUUUACUUCAAAAAGAUGAACAAUUAACAAAACCUCAGUCUGUAUGGGGGGUUCCAUUAUUUAAAAAAUAUGCUCCAGAUGACUAUAGAAAUAAAAAUAAAAAUAUACCAACAAAUAUAUUUAAAUCUCUCAAUGCCAAAAAUAAAUUGUUUUUCUCCUUCUAUGAUGGGAUACCAAAAAGUGCCUACUAUGUUGAUGUGCAACAACCUAUGAUGAGGUUAAGUGACUAUGUCUCCAGCAUUUACGACAAACUUCACCAUUUCUUUAACGGUUUUAAACAGAGUCCAUCACAGAUAAAACAACUGACAAUAAGGGAAUUGAGUCACGAAAUAUUCGAUUUUAGCUUUAAGCAGGAAAAGGACGAAAUUGAAUGUAAAAAUGUGAAGAAGAGUUUAAAUCUAAACUUAGAAGUAGAUGUUAUGAAAGGUGCUGCAGCAGAAAAAAUAUGUAAAAUUAUUGAAAGACACGUUCUAACAAAAAGGCCUAAAAUAAGUACAAAGAAAUUUGAUUUUAAGAUAAAGCUUGAUGAUGUACAUAAAGGAUUUCGUAUUCGUUGCAUUUUAUUAUCUACGCAUGUUGAAGCUUAUAAUAUUAUUAGGCAGCUUCUAAAUUUGGAGAGUGUAUUAUCACUUACAAGAUAUACUUCCUUAUACUUACAUAAAUUUUUUAAGAGUGUAAAAUCAUUAAAGGGAAAUUUUUUGUAUAAUAAUGCAGAUGCAUUAAAAUAUGCACGUUCAUGUGGAAGAUCUGUUUUACACGUUCCUGCAGUUUUGUAUAGACGAAAUAUUUACUUAGCGGAGACAUUUUUAUCCUUAUACGUAGGGCUAUCAAAUUUAGUUUCCUCAAAUCCUUCAAGUCCUUUUUUUGAGUAUGCAAUAAUAGGUUUUCUAGUAACAUAUUUUAAUAAAGGUUCAGAAAAAUUUAUCCUUUAUUUUAUAUCUAUCAUUUCAGUUCUUUAUAUUAACGUCUAUUACUAUGAACAGUUGUAUUGCCAUUAUAAUGAUAAAUUUCAGAUAUUAAGAUCAAAGAUGAUUAACCCAAAUGUAGCCCAUAGAGUCAUAGCAAAUAUUAAUAAAAUAAUAAAUAAAUCCAGAUACAGCCAAAUGCGUGCUGUAUAUAGAAAAUUCGAAGGAGUCGGAUUAUUCAGCAAAGAAAGAAUGUUCGAGGUCUUGUAUGAUUUUGAUGAGUUUUUGAGUACCAAGAGUGGAAAAGAGGGUGUAAAAUUUCAGGACAUUUCAGAUGAAACAGUUGAUCUAGAAACAACUAAUGAUGGAAUUGGAUAUAGAAUAGAGGAUGUGUUCUUUGAAUCGGAUCAGCAAGAAUCGGAAGAAGCCAUGGAUGAUGAUAUGGAGGAUAGUAUCGAAGGAAGUGAUAAAAAUCAACAAUAUAAUGCUUCUCAAUUUAUAAAUACUGUGCCAGAUAAUGUGAACUUAAAUAUUAACGAUAAAAAUAAGGAAUUAGAAUUAGAAUUAUACAAAUAUAUAGGAAACUUGGAGGAAAAGGGCUUAGCUACUCCUGGUACUUCUGUUCAGGAACCUAAUGUACCUAGUGAUGUAUCAUCCCAAAGAACUGCAGGUAGAUCAAUUAAACCUUUAUAUAAAGAUAUUAAAAACAAGAUGGAACAAGUGGGAAAAGAAGUUACUAAUAAGAGAGGUAAAAGUUUGGUUUCAAAAAUUAAAAAAGGUGUUGAUAUCGUUGAAUCUACAAAUGUACUUGAUGAAGAUUCAACGAAAGAUUCUUCAGUUGUAGAUUCUGGAUCAAGUUUAGAUGAUGUAUCAGAUGAAAUAUAG